UUAGCUCGCCACAACCGCAUACAUACUGGGGAAAAGAAUUUCGCUUGUUUGUACCCCGGUUGCCCUUCACGCUUCUCUCGCCAAGAUAACAUGAUGCAACAUUACCGAACACACAUGUCUGCGAGGUCUCGUAGCAGGGUACACAGCCAAAACGGGUCCUUGCAUUCUACCGCGGCUUCC
Umbelopsis ramanniana AG is the source of this 180-nucleotide messenger RNA. RefSeq lists its product as uncharacterized. The transcript has a single exon. Gene Ontology annotation, biological process: regulation of transcription by RNA polymerase II. The annotation marks the transcript as partial. Gene Ontology annotation, molecular function: DNA-binding transcription factor activity, RNA polymerase II-specific; RNA polymerase II cis-regulatory region sequence-specific DNA binding. The record is from RefSeq and is a predicted model, not a curated record. Gene Ontology annotation, cellular component: transcription regulator complex; PcG protein complex. NCBI's taxonomy places the organism in Eukaryota, Fungi, Mucoromycota, Umbelopsidomycetes, Umbelopsidales, Umbelopsidaceae.